Molecule: messenger RNA, 2938 nt
Organism: Salmo salar (Atlantic salmon)
Lineage: Eukaryota; Metazoa; Chordata; Actinopteri; Salmoniformes; Salmonidae
Biological process (GO): regulation of mitotic cell cycle; negative regulation of apoptotic process; protein autophosphorylation
Cellular component (GO): cytoplasm
Molecular function (GO): protein serine/threonine kinase activity; ATP binding
Source: RefSeq, a predicted model, not a curated record
UUUAAAUAAAAGUUAAUACAAAUGAUUUACCAUAGUAACAUUCAUUGGGUUAUUGAUAGAUGAACUUCUAAAUAACGCAAAUAAUAUGUUACUAUGGUAGUUAGACUAUGGAAUUGGGAUUUGGAACCUCCUCUGUGACAUCAUAUUGUGUCCAAGCACAGUCACAUUAUGACAUCAUGAACAGUCUCACCUGUGGUUCAUUGUGACAUCACCAUGCCUCUGUAUCCAUUUGGGGUCAACAAAGUCAGUGGGUCAUGAGGUAUGGCAUCUUGGAGGUUGUCAAAUCCAUCAACUGCCCCUGUCUGUGGGAGGCGUAGGGGGCUUAGGAGACCUCUCUCCAUGGCCAGAGACUCACUGAAAGUGCUGAGGAGGGGGAGAGAGAGGAGAGGGAAGCGUGGGACUCCGGCUUUCCCCUGCCCACCAGGAGCCUCUGAGCCAACAGAGAGGAGAGACUCUCCCCAGCCACAGCGCAGGAGAAUGGACGCCAACUCUGUGAGGAGGUGCAGGCCUCCACUAGUCGCCUCUAGAGAUGGGAUGAAACGCUCUCCCCGUAAGAGGCUGGAGGCCGACUCUGUGAGGAGGUGCAGGUCUCCGUGCGGAAGAAGGAGAAACUCUCCCCAAGGCAGGAGGUUAGCCAACCCUAUCAGGAGACGCAGGACCCAAAUCGAGAGGGACCAAUCUCCUGGGAGCUGCAGAGAGAGGGAGGGAGAGAGGGAUGAGAGUAAGGAAGAAGAGGAAGGAAGCAGCAGCAGCAGCUCCAGCUCUGCAAGUGAGAGUGAGACAUCUGGAGAGAGUGAAGGAGAAAGACAGGAGAGAGAAAGUAGAAGAGCGAUGAAGGAGGCUGCUUGUCUGUUUGAAGAGAUAUCAGGGCUGAGGGUCAGGGAGAGUCACUCCCAGGAGACAGAGAGUGAGGAGGAACAACAACAACAAGCAUUCCCUUAUUUGUUGAGAGUAAGGACCAACAGAACACCCAACCAUUUACUAAGAGAGAACGCUAGAGGCCGAGCCAGACCCAAACCAAAACCAAGUAGGAGCGAACCCACCAAUAAGGACUCUCCCGGUCCAUCCCGAGCCAAGAACCCACGCAUGAGGCCCAACAUGAUCAAACUAAAGUCCAGAGAGAGAGUCAAAGCCAAGGACACGGGGGAGGAAUCGCUCCUGAGCCGACGCAGAAGUCGUAGUGAGACAUCCAGCAGAAGUCCUUCUUCUCAGAGUGAGACAGUAGGAAGACAGGUCACUCCGGCCUUAACGUACACUUAUAGACUAAGGCCCAGAGCCCCAGCUCCAGCUCCACAUAGGCAGGCUGAGCUUGAGAGAGAAGCUGCUGCCAUUAGAGAGAAAGGGAGGAAGAGAAAAGAGGAAACCCUGAGAGGACAGAACGAAGUCAAGGAGGAAGACGAGGAGGAGGAGGAGGAAGAUGAGAGCGCAGUUCUUUCCUGCUCGGGACUGAAGGGAGGGAGGGGAGGGAGGGGAGGGUUGGUGAACAAUGGUAAGGCACUAAACCUGAGAUGGCGUGAGGAUAACACCAAACGGAAGAGACGAAAAAGGGCCAGAGAGGAGGAGGAGAGCAGUGAGGAGUUGGUGGAGAGGGUGUGGUCCAGGGAGGGCUGGAAGAGGAAUAAGAACAAUAGAAACACUAGUCCGGAGAUACCCAUUGUUGUCCACUAUCUAACACGACAAAGGAGAGGCCAGUUGAAGAACCCACUACCCAACUAUAGAGGAUCAUCCUCUUCUUCAUCUUCAUCCUCAGACUCCAGUAUCUUUAAUCUUGGACCCAACCCCAGUAGCUUUGAGUCUCUCUUCACACUGGGGAGCAUGCUGGGUAAAGGAGGAUGUGGGGCGGUCUACGCCGCCAUGCGCAAAAGUGACGGCCAACAGGUGGCCAUAAAGUAUGUGAACAGAGGAAUGGCUGAGCCAUACGUAAAGCUUCCCGGAGAGAGGAGUGCCUUGCCCCUGGAGGUGGCCCUGAUGCAGAUCGUCUCACGGCCCCCGUCCUGCUGCUACGUUCUGGGCCUGCUGGAUUGGUUCGAGGAGGCCGAGCGUUUCAUCCUGGUGGUGGAGAGACCCUAUCCCUGCAUGGACCUGUUUGAUUUCAUCGAGGAGCUGGGAGGCCGGGUGGACGAGUGUCUGGCCAGGAUCAUCAUGAUACAGGUGGUACUGGCUGUUCGGCAUUGCCGCGACCGAGGGGUCUUGCACCGAGACGUCAAGGCUGAGAACCUGCUGGUGCAGACGGACAACCUGCGGGUUAAGCUCAUCGACUUUGGCUGUGGAGACCUUCUGAGAGAAUCCUCCUACAGAGACUACUCAGGCACAGAGGAGUACUGUCCUCCAGAGUGGGUGCUGAGCGGUGUGUACCAGGGCCGCCACGCCACCAUCUGGUCACUGGGGGUACUGCUCUACGGCCUGGUGUGUGGCCGUCUGCCCUUCAACAAGGAGGCUGAUAUCAUUGCUGGUCGCCUGCGCUUCAAAAAGGGCCUGACUAAAGAGUGUAAAGAGUUGAUCAACUGCUGUCUGCAGCAGGAUCCCACCAAGAGGCCUGUUCUAGAGCAGAUCCUCCUUCAUGACUGGAUGGCAGAGGGACCGUUGAUCUAGGAUGAACUUUAUGAGACUGGGUGAUCUACCACCUGGGUCAGCUGUGGCGGCUCGCAGGUUACCAUGACAACAACAAUCAGGGAAGAAAUGCAAAAUGAACCGUUGCAAGAUACCAGUAUAUGAAUAAAGAGAAGAAAGCAUUGAUUGGCAUGUAAUUAUUAUUUAUUUUUUUUGCAGUUUUUUCAUAGACAUUUUCCAUUGUCUUGUUUUUCCAUAGAGAAACUUUAGUAUUUGAAAUUUAAGAAAUGUGAAAAUUUCUGAAAAAAAUUACAAAACAAAUAGUAAGAUGUUUGUUUAUUAAAUCCAGAAUUGUUCUAUACAGCAUAUAUAUAAAAAAAAAAAAGAA